Messenger RNA from Candoia aspera, 4027 nucleotides. It is a transcript of the gene PPP1R21, whose product is annotated as protein phosphatase 1 regulatory subunit 21. The record is from RefSeq and is a predicted model, not a curated record. NCBI's taxonomy places the organism in Eukaryota, Metazoa, Chordata, Lepidosauria, Squamata, Candoiidae. Gene Ontology annotation, cellular component: membrane; early endosome. The coding region runs from base 93 to 2447 and encodes 784 amino acids. The transcript is spliced from 22 exons.
CCGCCCGCACCCGGAAGUACGUCUCCCACAGUGGCUGGAGCGAUCGAGGGGGCAUUUUCCGGGUAGUGGCUUCUCGCUCACGGGGGGCGGUCAUGGCGGCAGCGACCGAGCUGCAGGGGAAGUACCAGAAGCUGGCGCAGGAGUAUUCCAAGCUUCGUGCUCAAAAUCAGGUAUUGAAAAAGGGUGUUAUGGAUGAACAAGCAAACUCAGCAGCCCUAAAGGAACAAAUGAAAAUGAAGGACCAAUCACUCAGGAAGCUGCAGCAGGAAAUGGAUAGUUUGACUUUUCGAAAUCAGCAAUUGGCCAAGAGGGUAGAGCUCCUUCAAGAUGAACUUGUGUUAAGUGAAUCUAAAGGCAAGAAGAACAAGAAAAGUGGUGAGCCUGCAUCUCAGUUGAGUCAAGAACAGAAAAAUGUCUUUGGUGAAGAUCUUCAAAAAAAGAUAGAAGAGAAUGAGCGGUUACAUAUUCAGUUCUUUGAGGCAGACGAGCAACAUAAACGCUUAGAAGCUGAGCUGAGAAGCAGACUUGAAGUUUUGGAGAUGGAGGCUGCACAGCAUCAAGCUGUGGUGGAUGGCCUUACUAGGAAGUACAUGGAUACAAUAGAAAAGCUGCAAAAUGAUAAAGCCAAGUUAGAAAUCAAAUCUCAAAGCCUAGAGAGAGAAGCCAAGGACUGCAGAGUUCGAACAGAAGAGUGCCAGCAGCAGCUACAGCAUCUUCAUACUGACUUGAGUAGCAGAUUGGAUGAGUCUUUACAGAUUAUAAGUGAAAAAGUACCUUUCAAUGAUACAAGAUAUAGCCAGUAUAAUGCUCUGAAUGUGCCAUUACAUAAUAGACACAGGCAGCUGAAACUUCGUGGUCUUGCUGGACAAGCUCUGGCCUUUGUCCAGGAUUUAGUGACAGCCCUCCUUAAUUUCCACACCUACACUGAGCAGAGAAUCCAGAUUUUCCCCAUUGAUUCUGCCACAGAUACCAUUUCACCAUUAAAUCAGAAGUUUUCACAGUACCUUCAUGAAAAUGCAUCCUACAUUCGCCCACUGGAGGAAGGAAUGCUGCAUUUGUUUGAGAGCAUCACAGAGGAUACCAUCACAGUGCUGGAAACAACGAUGGAAUUAAAAACUUUUUCUGACUACUUAACAUCUUAUGUCUGCUUUCUCAGGAAGAUUCUUCCUUAUCAGUUGAAAAGUUUGGAAGAAGAGUGUGAAUCUUCUCUUUGCACAGCUGCAUUAAGAGCCAGUAAUGUGGAGCUGCAAAAUGAUAUGAAGAAGCUGACAGCGAUCUUUGAGAAGCUGCAUACGUACAUUAGUCUUCUAGCCUUACCCAGCACAAAAGCGGAUCGUCUGCUUCGAACGAACUUCAGCUCUGUGUUCACAUGCAUUGCUUCAGCUCUUAAUGGAUUUCAUGAGGUUAUGAAAGAUAUUUCCAAGCAUUUUAGUCAAAAAGCUACCUUGGAACAUGAGCUCCCCAUAGCCACUCAGAAGCUCAUCACCACCAAUGACUGUAUCUUAUCCUCUCUGGUGGCAUUAACUAAUGGAACAGGCAAGAUUGCUUCGUUCUUCAGCAACAAUUUAGAUAGUUUCAUUCUAUCACUGAGUUAUGGGCCUAAGGGAGGAAUGGCAUUUAUCAACCCCCGCGCAGCCGAGUGCAUGCUUCAGUAUAAGAAGAAAGCAGCUGCCUACAUAAAGCUUUUGAAGAAGCCCUGUCCUGAUUCAGUGCCUUACGAAGAGGCUUUGGCCAAUCGCAGGGUUCUUUUGAGUUCCACAGAGAGCAGAGAAGGCCUCGCACAGCAGGUCCAGCAGAGUUUGGAAAAAAUUGCAAAAUUAGAGCAGGAAAAAGAGCAUUGGAUGCUGGAGGCCCAGCUAGCCAAAAUUAGGCUGGAGAAAGAGAAUAAAAAAGUAUCUGAAAAGGCCAAAAAUUCUGUUGGCAGCCAGCUGAUUGAAGCAACCAUGGAAAAUUCCUUUGUGCUAAAUGCAGUGGAACAAGAGAAGGAUGAUGGCACAGAGAAAGCUUUGAGAGAGCCAGUUCAAAGUACAAGUUUGGUUGGAAUGCUAACAGUCACCACUGGAAAUGAAGAGGUUCCAGAAGCUGAUACCAGGGAAGACUUGAUAAAGAACCACUAUAUGGCAAGAAUAAUAGAGCUUACAUCUCAGUUGCAGCUAGCUGAUAGCAAGUCCGUACAUUUCCAUGCAGAGUGCCGAGCACUUGCAAAACGACUCACUCUAGCAGAGAAAGCUAAAGAAUCAUCACUGGAAAAAAUGCAACUAACAAGACUUAACAUCAGCAAGUUACAGGAUGAAUUGACAACAACCAAGAGAAGCUAUGAAGAUCAGUUAAGCAUGAUGAGUGACCACCUUUGCAGUAUGAAUGAAACCUUAACCAAACAACGGGAAGAGAUAGAUACAUUAAAACUGGCUAGCAAGGGAAAUUCCAAGAAGAACAAGAGCCGAUAGUAUUGGUUGGCUAGCUGUUUUUAGGAUUAUGCUGCUGCGGAGGAAACACCGUUGCUAGAACUGGAUUUCGGUUGGCAAAUCACCUAUUGCCUGGAUGUGGCUGUAAUGCAAUUUAUGCUUUGGUGUUGUGCGUAGAAUUGAGACCAUACUGGCUUUGUUAGCCAGCAAAAUCCAAACUGAACUUGGUGUGGUCAGGAACACAGGCUGGAGAAUGAAUAUUGUAUGGAUAGCAUGCAUAGGACUUAACCAUAACUUUUUAUCAUACCCUUUGGAUUACUUUUAAUUUCCAUCUCCAAACUUCUUCAAUUGCGUAUGUUUAGGUGUAUAUUAGAUGAACAGAUUGGGCAUCAAUGCAGUAGUUUCAUUUUCCAUCCAUUCUUGUCUAUAGAAUGGUCAUCUGUCUCUGCUCAUCCAUUCUUGUCUAUAAGAAAUAACCAACAAAAGCAGGCACGUCAAGACUUUUUCGGCAUUGUCCAGCUGUACAAUUAUCGUAACAUGUCGUCUUCAUGAGUUUAGAGGAUUGCCUAAGAGAGGUAGCCUCAAAAUGCUUACCCUGAAACAUUCAGUCCAAUGGAACUAAUACAAAUUCCUAUUAACUGUAAUGAACAACUGAAAAUGUACAAUAGUUGUCUUUUGAAAUGAAGUACAGAAAGAGGGCCAAAGAAGGAUUUAAUGUAAAAUUGUGAUGGUCUUUUCACUUAUUUUUGUUGAUGUUACUUAUUUUUCACCGAAAAGUGAUGACUAAGAAAUCACCUUCACUAGCUGGAAUAAGAUGCAAAGAAGAAAAACACUUAAAAGGUUAUAACGUAAAAGCUGGUAUACAAGAUAAGUUAUAGUAAGUUAUUGAAUUAGUAAAGCUGUGUACAGAAGGACUGGUAUAGAAUUUGAUGUACCCAUAAAUAAGCCUACAUACUAGGAGGUACAGUGCAGAGAUUUGGCUAUCUGUUUGCAUCUCUACCUACAUUUUUACAUUGCGGUUUGUCUUAUUUUCCCUAUCCUAUUCAUGUCCUCUUGAGAAUAGUGGCUUGAAUCUUGAGGUUCACACUAAUUCUUUCAUAGGGAUACUCGUUUUCAUAUUCCAGCAGAGUACCCUAUUUCUAAACAUCUUAUCUGGCCCUAUUAGAGGCUGAAUUAAUCCUUGGUUGAUUGUUCUAUGGACUUUUGAAAUUGCCAUCUAAAUAUACUGAUAUUUCCAUUUGCUUUUUUUUUGGGGGGGGGUAAAAAAAGUGUUCCCUCAGACCUCAGCAUGGGAGUACUUCACCAGGAAUUCACAAAAAUGUUCACAACUAUAUUAAUUCUACUGACUAUAAAAGAUAGCUGUUCUACCAUCAGAGGUUACUCCACUGUAUUAACUAUGUCAAUGUGCAUUAUGAAUGUAGAAUAAAUACACUGCUAAGUUAAAUAUUCCCUUUAGCAGUUUUUUUUUGAGGGGUGGUUGUAGUCUGCAAUUUCACAGUAGAUGUAAUUUUGAGAAACUCCGUCUUGGAUAAAUUUAUAUCUCAUGUUUUAUGUUUUUUUAAGAAUAUAUCUGUAUUACAGUGUCUGGAACAAAUAUGAUUAAAUGUCUUGGCUAAUGGAAA